Messenger RNA from Metschnikowia bicuspidata var. bicuspidata NRRL YB-4993, 858 nucleotides. RefSeq names its product snoRNA-binding rRNA-processing protein (gene IMP4). The transcript has a single exon. The record is from RefSeq and is a predicted model, not a curated record. Gene Ontology annotation, molecular function: snoRNA binding; rRNA primary transcript binding. Lineage: Eukaryota; Fungi; Ascomycota; Pichiomycetes; Serinales; Metschnikowiaceae. Gene Ontology annotation, biological process: rRNA processing. Gene Ontology annotation, cellular component: Mpp10 complex; nucleolus; small-subunit processome. Bases 1 to 858 code for a protein of 285 amino acids.
AUGAUCCGCAGACAGGCAAGAGAGAGAAGAGAGUAUUUGUACAAAAAGGCGUUGGAGUUGCAGGAAACCGCCCAGAUCGAGAAGAGACAGAAGUUGAAGGCCGCAUUGGCCUCCGGAAAGGCCCUCUCGAAGGAACUCAGCGAGGACACCGAGCUCCACAAAGAUUUCCGUUAUGACGAAAGCGAGCAGGUGGACAUUGACGACGAGUACCUGGCCCUUUCGGGAAUAAGCGACCCCCGCAUCAUUGUUACCACAUCGCGCAACCCGUCCGUCAGAUUGCUACAGUUCUCGAAGGAAAUCAAGUUGAUGUUCCCCAACUCGUUGAAGCUAAAUAGAGGUAACUAUGUGAUUCCCGAGCUCGUCAAGUCAUGUGCCAAAGCCGCCAUCAACGACUUGAUUGUGCUCCACGAACACAGAGGUGUGCCCACCUCGUUGACUGUGUCACAUUUCCCCCACGGACCUACCGCCAUCUUCACAUUGCACAACGUCAAAUUAAGACACGAUCUUCCCAACAUGGGCAAUAUCUCCGAGGUGUACCCGCACUUGAUCUUCGAGAAUUUCUCCACGGCCUUGGGUCAGCGUGUGGUCAAGAUCCUCAAACAUUUGUUUCCCCCGGGUGCCAAGAAGGACAGCUCCCGAGUGAUCACCUUCAUCAACAACGAAGACUUCAUUAGUGUCAGACAUCACGUGUACAUCCAGACAAAAGACGGGGUCGAGCUCAGUGAAGUGGGCCCUCGUUUUGAAAUGCGUCUUUUCGAAUUGCGCUUGGGCUUGCUUGACAACAAGGACGCCGACGUUGAGUGGAAGGUGAAGAGAUUCAUCAGGACAGCCAACCGGAAGAAUUACUUGGCAGAAUAA